AUGACAGAAAUAAAAGAAGAGGUAACAUAUGCUGAAAAGUUCAAUGAAUAUGCAAAAAAGGCAGCCAAUGAUGCAAAACAGUAUUUAAAGGAGGUAAAGGAUAUAGUGGAAGAAGCAAAGAAAGUAGAAGAAAAGGUAGAUGCGUCGAUAAAAACACAUAAGGAAGAAGCAACGAAAGCUUUAGAAGAGGCAAAAAAGAUAGAAGUGCAAGCAGAAAAUGCAGAAGCAGCCGCAGCAGAAGAAGCUGAUGCAGCGGGAAUACAGCUACAAUUGGCCAAAGAGGCAGAAAAAUCAGCCCAAGAGGUAGGAAAAUCAGCCCAAGAGGCAGAAAAAUUAACCGAAGGAGCAACUGACAAGGAUAAAUUAGAAACACAAAAAAAGAAAAUAAUAUUGGUAACAGAUUCCGCUCGUGAAAGGGCGAGAUUAGCAAUAACUGAAGCAGAUAUUGUGAAAGCAAAAAAGGAAGAAGCACAAGGAGCUUUAGAAAAGGUAAAAGUAGCCGCAGCAAAAGCAGAAGCAUUAAAGGUAGCCAAAGCUGAAGCAAAAAAUGCAGAAGCAGAAGCAGUAAAAGCAGCCGAAGAGGCGAAAAAGUUAGCGGAGGAAGCAAAGAAAGAAGCAACAAAAGUAGAAACAUCCAAAGAAGCGUCAGAAGCAGCAGUUAGUGAAUCCGCAGAAGCAGAAAAAGCUGCAAAUGAAGCUAAAGAAUCUGCCAAGAAGGCGAAUGAUGCAACUACAGCAGAUGAUGCAAGAACUGAAGCAAACAAAGCAAUCGCUGCAGCGGACAAGGCAAAAAAAGCAAGGAAUAAAGCAGCAUUCCAAUAUUUGAAAUCGAAAAAUCAAGAUAUAUUAGAACCAUUGGAAAUAUCUGAACAGACAGACAAUAAUUUAAUGGAUAAUGAUGAACAGGUAAAAGAGGAAGUUCCUGAACAGGAAAGUACUCAAGAUGAAGAAACCGAAGAAGAUGACGAAGAGGAAGAAAUGGAAGAAAUGGAAGAAGGGGAUGAUGAAUUUCAGAAAAUUUUUAAGGAGAAUGAUCAGGAUGAUGGGGAUAAGGAAGAGGAUGAUGAAAAGGAACCAGGAAAAACACAUCAAAGUGAAGAAGGUAAAAAUGAAGACACAUUAGAUGACAGUAGUAUUCAUGAAUCUUAUCAGGGGAAUUACAAAAAAUAUGAAGACAUUAAAAAAGUCACAGAUGAUUUAGUAAAAUCUAUGACAGCAUUAAUUUCUGAAGAUUUCGAGGUUGGUGAGACUGUAAAAGAUUUCUUAUCAGAUAUUAAUCAGGUACUUCUGGGUUGGUAA
This is a messenger RNA of Plasmodium gonderi, 1299 nucleotides long. RefSeq names its product merozoite surface protein 3. The record is from RefSeq and is a predicted model, not a curated record. The transcript has a single exon. Lineage: Eukaryota; Apicomplexa; Aconoidasida; Haemosporida; Plasmodiidae. The coding region runs from base 1 to 1299 and encodes 432 amino acids.